Molecule: messenger RNA, 2664 nt
Organism: Erigeron canadensis
Lineage: Eukaryota; Viridiplantae; Streptophyta; Magnoliopsida; Asterales; Asteraceae
Product: auxin response factor 18-like
Exons: 13
Coding region: 410-2356 (648 amino acids)
Biological process (GO): regulation of DNA-templated transcription; response to hormone
Cellular component (GO): nucleus
Molecular function (GO): protein binding; DNA binding
Source: RefSeq, a predicted model, not a curated record
UUUACUUGUUUUUUUCAUGUUUUUUGUGUAACAGCGUUUUCGUAAAAUUUCUAGUGAGAGAAACUAGACAAACAAACUCUCUCUUUGUGUGUGUGUGUGUGUUUUUUUUUUAAUUUCUAGAGAGAGAAACUAAACAAACUCUGUGUGUGUGUGUGUAGAGAGAGAAACAAAACAAACAUCAUUUCAUAAAUAAUAAUCACACACACAAACACCUUCCGAUCUGUAACGGAAAAUUGAUGGUUUUUAAUUAGGGUUUCAUAAAUCCGUCAUAAAAGUUUUUAAUUAAGAUAACUUUUUUCCGUUAUAUAGUAGUUUUACAUCAUAUAAUAAUGCACUCAAUUUUCAUGAUUGAAGUGGUUUAAUUUAAUUUCUUUCAGUUCAAUUUAGGGUUUUCUUAUUUUGUUAUGUUAUGGAGGGUAAUAGAAGACCUGCGUUUGUACCGCCUGAAGAUGCAUUGUAUAAUGAGUUGUGGAAUGCUUGUGCGGGCCCACUUGUUGAUGUUCCCAGAAAUGGUGAAAGGGUAUAUUAUUUCCCCCAGGGUCAUAUGGAGCAAUUGGAAGCAUCAACUAAUCAAGAGUUAAAUCAGAGGAUUCCUUUGUUCAACUUAAAACCCAAGAUUCUAUGCCGUGUUGUUCAUAUUCAGCUAAUGGCUGAACAAGAUACCGACGAGGUCUAUGCGCAAAUCACUUUACUUCCUGAGGCAGAUCAAAGUGAGCUUUCAAGUCCCGAUCAGGCCUUGGUUGAGCCUGCAAGGCCAAUGGUUCAUUCGUUUUGUAAAGUGUUAACGGCUUCAGAUACGAGUACUCACGGCGGUUUCUCGGUGCUCCGUAAGCAUGCAAACGAGUGUCUUCCGUCAUUGGAUAUGACACAACCGACUCCUACUCAAGACUUGGUUGCACGGGAUCUCCAUGGCACCGAGUGGAGAUUUAAGCAUAUCUUUAGAGGUCAACCAAGAAGGCAUCUCCUUACCACAGGAUGGAGUACUUUUGUUACUAAUAAGAGAUUAGUGGCCGGUGAUUCAUUUGUUUUCCUUAGGGGAGAGAAUGGUGAGUUAUGUGUUGGAGUUAGACGUCAAGCUCGUCAACAAAGUUCUAUGCCGCCUUCAGUCAUUUCUAGCCAGAGUAUGCAUUUAGGAGUGCUUGCAACUGCAUCACAUGCCGUAGCUACUCAAACACGGUUUGUGGUUUACUACAAACCAAGGACAAGUCAAUUCAUCAUUGGCGUGAACAAGUACAUAGAAGCAGUAAACAAUGCGUUUGGUGUCGGCAUGAGGUUUAAAAUGCGGUUUGAGGGUGAGGAUUCUCCUGAAAGAAGGUUUGCAGGGACAAUAGUCGGAGUUGAGGACAUGUCUCCUCAGUGGGAAGAUUCUAAGUGGCGUUCGUUGAGGGUCCAAUGGGACGAGCCUGCAUCAAUUGUAAGACCAGAGAGGGUUUCCCCGUGGGAGAUCGAGACUUUUGCAGCCCCCGCUGCAAUGAUUAUACCUCAACUGGCUGUCCUCAAAACCAAAAGGCCCAGGCCUCCUAUGGAGAUCCCUAAUCUUGAACCUUCCAGUUCUACUGCAUCAGCUGUCUGGAACCCUAAUGUGUCACAUGAUUCAGUCCAGUUAAGUUGUAAUCUUGAAGGACAGAGAGGCGAUAAUAAUAACAAUGGCUGUCUUCUAAGAAACCAAAUGGAAGCUGGUUGGUUAUCAUCUUCCCCUGUAAAAGCUUCGAGAAACAUGCAUGGAGGAGAUGAACCAGAAGAUAAGAAGGGUCAACAAUCUUGGUCUUUGCAUUCAACUCACUCACCCCGGGAUUUGAUCAAACAGACCAGAGAUUCAAAUCAAGGCUCAAAAGAGAACAAGAAAUCUGAAAAUGUUUCUAGUUGUCGGUUAUUUGGUUUUGACUUGAAGAUCCCUGCCGAAGGACAGACACCAAGCUCAUUAUCUGCUGGAAUUUCAGACCAUUCGAAGGAUUUUAAAGAACAAGGGCAGUUACAAGUAUCACCAAAAGAGGUUCAAAGCAAGCAAACCACUUCUACACGAAGUCGUACCAAGGUUCAAAUGCAAGGCAUAGCAGUGGGUCGUGCAGUGGACUUGACUGUGUUAAAAGGGUAUGAUGAGCUCAUUGAUGAAUUGGAAGAGAUGUUUGAGAUUAAGGGACAGCUACGCCCACGGAAUGAAUGGGAGAUCGUGUUUACCGAUGAUGAAGGAGAUAUGAUGCUCAUGGGGGAUGAUCCAUGGCUGGAGUUCUGUAACAUGGUGAAACGGAUAUUGAUAUGCUCAAGUCAAGACGUGAAGAAAAUGAAAGCUGCAAGUAAGCUUUCAUCAUCGACAGACAAUGAGGUGUCGGGUAGCUUGGAAGCUGUUGAGAAGUGAUCAACAACAGUGGUUUUUAAAAAAAAAUAAUUAAUGUUUAAUCUAGUUUCUUUUUUUUUUUGGAUUUGUUUUUGUUUUUAAGGAUGUUUCAGGUAUUGCCGGGUUUCACCUAGUCGUGAAAGGGUGGCCCCAGGUGGAAAUGUAAAGGGGAUGAUGGCUAAUUCAGUAUUUCAUAUGUUAGAUUGACCCUCUUGAAAGAAUAGGAAGGGGAUAUGGUAGUGACUAGUAGUCUAGUAGGAGUAAGAUAUAUUAUGUGUAUAUUAAAGAGGUGCUUUGAAUGUUUUAAUGCUAUUGGGAAGUUGUGUUCA